Messenger RNA from Seminavis robusta, 480 nucleotides. The record is from the annotation of a GenBank genome assembly. NCBI's taxonomy places the organism in Eukaryota, Bacillariophyta, Bacillariophyceae, Naviculales, Naviculaceae.
AUGCCGCUCGAAAAGCCCAAGCAAAGCAAUUCAUUGCCCAAAGCGUUGCAUUUCUCUGUUGUCCCAAUCACGCACAAGACGAGUGUCAGUCGUUUACCAACGAAGGGACUCGACUCCGCCCUAUGUGAAUGGGGCCCCUCCAGCCUUUCAACCGUCGUAGAGGCUCUUGCCAACUUGGAGAAACAAGUACUGGAAUUGGACAAUGCUGAUGGCGAUAUCAGUGGCAUUGUAUUGCGUUACGGGCAUUUCUAUGGACCCGCUACUAGUACCUUCCAAGCCAUCAGCAAGGGCAAGCGUGGAGUCUACACUGUAGUCGACGAUUGUCCCGUAUCCGCAGCCGGCUGGGUUACCAAGCACGCUAUGAUUGUGGUAGCCGCUUCUGCACCUCCAGAAAUAUCGAAAGAUGCUGCUGAGAAGAAUUUGGAUCCGUUUACGUGCUACUUUAUGACGGAGCAAAAGGGAGUUGGGCUGGGUUCCUGA